This is a messenger RNA of Thunnus maccoyii (southern bluefin tuna), 4103 nucleotides long. RefSeq lists its product as uncharacterized. The transcript has 4 exons. The coding region runs from base 1734 to 2336 and encodes 200 amino acids. NCBI's taxonomy places the organism in Eukaryota, Metazoa, Chordata, Actinopteri, Scombriformes, Scombridae. The record is from RefSeq and is a predicted model, not a curated record.
AUGCUAACAUUUGCCAAUUAGCAACACAUACAGUACAGCUGAGGCUGAUGGGAAUGUUAUUCAUUUCGUAUGUAUUUAGGCAUAUUUAGGCUAGUCAAAAACCAAAGUACUGGACAAAAAAAUAUUGAUCUGUUGAGUCAAAAUACAAUUUUACAAUUCAUCCUGAGGGGGACAUGAAUUUGUGUACCAAAUUUCCUAGCUAUCCAUCCAGUAUUUGUUAAGAUAUUUUAGACUGGACCAAAGUGGUGGACCAACCAAUCGACAGACAGACCAACAUUGCCUUCAGAGAUGAGCAGCACAUCUAGGUACUUUGAAUUUGCAUCAUGCCCCUGCCCCUUUUUGGGUGAAAACAGUCCCUCUAAUCAAAUAAGAAAAGCAUAUUGCUUUUUAGCUAUUAGGGGCCCAAAUCCUAUAGCCAACAGGCAAACAAUUAUGUUGUUGCCAAUCUACGUUUGGCAUCGUAUUAUAGAAAGAAUGAAAGAAAUAGGGAUUGAUGACUGUCCUUUCAGUCUGCCUUCAUUAAAGCAACCCCACCCACUGGUCGGAGGUGUCAUAUCCUGACCUACAACUACCUAAUUUCCAGGUAAUGUAUUUAUGACAUCGGUCACUUUUUCUGUCGUUAAGACACUUUAUUUUGUUGUUUUGGUAGUCUCUCCAACAUUAACAUGCUUAACAGGGGUUUAGCAAGCUCACUAGCGCCCUGCAACUAUAAGGUAGGCUAUAAUGUAGACAUUAAUAAUUCCAUCUUCACCCCGUCACAUACAGUGGGCCUACACAUGCAUGCGUGCACACACACACACACAUACACACACACACAAGCAUUUCUACAAAGAAAACGCAAAUUUGAGAGAGAAUUUAGCAAAACAUUUGCUUUUUGGAACUAAAUACAGUACAUACUAUAUAACUAACAGUUCAUCACAUUGGCAAAUGCAUCAUCUAUGCCCAUUGAACAGUUUUAUUCAUUAUCCUAUCUUAAAAAAACAAAUGUAAUACUCUCAUCUAGGGAUUUACACGGCAAGCCAAAUGAAGAACUACAAAUCCCUGGAAGCACAUAAGUUCUUCACCAGUGGCUGGGUGGAUGUGCACCGCAAACCCUCUGCUGACAUUACAAUUUUCAAGACCCAGGUCAAGCCAUCGUGGACGGUCACCGAUCAAUCCCAGAACACUUGGGAGGGGUUAAAAAGGCUCAAUGUGAUUGCAUGGCAGGGUAAGCUGUCUGCAUAAUAAUAACAGUAUUAAUCACAAUGCUACAUAUCAAAUUUUUUCAGAAGAGAGGAAAUGCUCUUCCUAUUUGGUGAAAAAUUAAGUAAUUGUAUUCUAUUUUAUUCUAGGCUAGGAGAAAGUUGUUCCCAUGUUGGGGUACUCCUUUUUAAGUUAGAGGCAUCUGUCUGCCUAGGCUACACAAGUGUGGCACCAACCAGCAUUGCCUGCCUAGAACAAAGUCUGUACCAAAAAGGUCGAGGCAGACAUGAUGAAAGACAAUAAGAAAGAGGGGAGUCAGAAAAAAGUAGAGGGCAGUUCCGAAGUCAAAAGAAUAUCAACACCAGUUCCUUGAAAUGUUGUUUGCCACUGGAGAACUGCCCGUUGGUCUCAGCACUUUUAAGAGUAUGCAGACUCUUUCAGGCCAAAGCCAUAGUUUGAAAAUCUCUUAGGGUUUUCUGAUCACCAAGAACAGGCAAUAGAAGAAGAAACCAGAAUGUUCAUCUUGGCACCAGCAAAGAGUUGGAAGGGUGAUGGGCAUAUCCGCGUACUGGGUACAACACACGUCUCUUGAGAAGCCAUCAAAAGCACUGCUGAGAGAGAUUGUGCAGAAAGGGUCUCUGCAAAACCGGCUGACAACUCCAGGCAUUGUUUGGGGUAGGGAUCAUGAAAGGGAGGCCAUCGAAACUUAUAAGUAUGCCCCAGGCCUAACAAACACACGCACAGCAAAAACUUCAAUCGCCAUAUCAAAUGAGGUAUAUACAGCCCACAAGAGCUUCAGUAUUCUAAGGGCAGGCUUCCGAGUGUGCAAAAACAAGCCCUACAUUGGUGUAAGCUGUGAUGCAUACAUAUCUUGUGAUUGCUGUGAGCAAGGAGUGGUUGAGACAAAGUGUCCCUUGAAGUGGGUGAUAUUUCACUUGAUCACAGACAAGACCCUCAGUUACUUUGUGACUGAGGGUCAACCACAGCUUCUACACCCAGGUGCAGCUGCAGAUGCAACGGAAACCAUCAGCCAUUUCUGGCCCAGGCACAUCUACCCUCAGCUGGCGGGAACCUCAGUCCCAGAAACAGAGCUGGAGCUUCAGGAGACUGAGAUGGAGUCCACAGUCAGUGCAGGGUGGAGAGCAGUGCAGUAAGGUAGAUUUUGGAAGAUGAGGGAGCAAAUAGUUGUCACAAGACUGACUAUGAUGGGAUUCACUCUGGGCCGCUCCUAUUCAUGAGUAAUAUGUGUUGUGCUUAAGUCACAUUUAUAGUAGAUUGUAGGCAGUUGUUCAUUUGAGCUGCCAUGGCCAGAACUCAGUUACAAUGACUCAAACAGAAAAGAAAGCGUGACUGAUUAACUGAUUAUACUUACCUACACAUCCCCCUGUCUGUUUUUAUUGAACACAAUGGUACCUGACAUGUUGAUCAAGGCAGCACAGGCAUGUACUAUCUUGUCAGUGGUAGCUACAUCCCUGUUCUCUAUCUCAUCCCACAGGGACUUCACAAAGCCAACAGGAAGUGGCCCAUCUAGGAUGUGGAAUCUGCGUUUCAGGACACUAAUCACGCGUUCUGUAAAAUACACCUUUUUAAAAUCUUUUAAAAGCAUAAAACCCUUGUUCUCUGUAUUUGUUAUAGCACUGUUAUACAAAUGGCUACAGUCAUACUUCAUGCUGUGUUGUUGAAUAUUAAUUUAAUGUAGGAGUUUCAGUGAAACUGUUAAUCAUUUUAUGUGCCAUCAAAUUGAUAUAUCAAAUCGUUUGCCAGUUUGCAGCAAAUAAAUAUACCUGACAAUAUGAAUCCCAACUUUUGAUUUCAUUCUGGGCUCUUCAACGUCAGCUUCAACUUGCACCAAGCAAGGCAAAGUCGUCUUUAAGGGUAAAACCCCAAUCAGCCAAGAUCUGAAACAAGUAAUGCGUCAGAUGUAGGCCUAUUGCUUUUAAUGUUUGUGGUCUUCCACCCCAGCCUUUGGACAAGAAGAUGAUGAGAAGACUACACGCAAUAAAAUAUUUGACUGUAGUCCACUUCUUAUAACUGGAGUAAGAUUUCCCUUGUGGGAAAAAACAAAAAAACCAAAACAUGGUUAGUGUUAAAAAGCUACAUGACCAAGUAAUCAUAAAUCACAUCUUUUUUGGCAUCUUUAUCCAGCUUUAAGGGCCUUUGGCUGUUCAAUUCUGAUUUCAAAGCAAUCAGUAAUUUAUGUGAGGUGAGGAAAUUUGGCCUUCAUCACUGGCGGUAUGGUUUGUGUGAUGCACUCCCUGUCAGGCCAGUGAAUGAGGAAGGUGAUCUUUGCAUGCAGAAGAUUCAGCCAACGUUGGAAUAUGUUGCGGAUGGUAGACUGUCGUUGCUCCAGUAUUUGGCUCAGCAAAGCAAUUGAUGGAUUCUGGCGUAGCUUGAGCAAACGCAGGAAAAGCUGGUCUUCGGUAGACAAUUGAAAAAACUUGCAUGGUGACUUGAUGAACUGAACAAGGUGAUGAUGAAGACAGUCAAACACUGCCCAGGUGAACCCAGUCAUGGCCCUGUAUGCACUGUUCUGGCCUCCAACAACAUUCACAGACAAUCAGUCCUUAGACCAGUUCGGCAGUGCAGCAUCUCAUUCUCUUCUGGCCUCAUCUCUCUCCCUUCUUGCCUCAUCUGUCUUUCUCCUGAGAUUGGCUACCUCUAUGGCGAUUGCAACUUGCUCCCUGUGUGAAACUGGCCUUAUCUCAGUGCCCCAUCUUCAGUGGGCUCAGUGAGAGAAGCUUCAGUGGGUGAAGCUUCAGUGGGCUCAGUGGGAGAAGCUUCUGUAGGUGCCCUUGUUUGCCUUCUUUUGGCUGGCAGGACCUUAUUAUCAACACCAGCCUCUCUUUUCCUGGCAUUUUUGUAGCGCCAUAACUUUACUGCGCCUUCUGUCAAUUGCCGCCGAUGUGGAAAAUAGAUUUGAC